UGGCAUUUAUGUUUAUAACACUGCCUCUGCGGGAAAAUCGCCAACACAACAUGGCCGCUGGUCGACCAGGCAACGGUCCGGUACCUGGCGAUUUUGACAACGAAAUUCGAUCAUGGGUGCCGCUGUCCUUAACCCACGUCGAAUACCCUGCAGGUGACUGGCUGGGGAAGACCUUAGCCUAUAUUUCCCUGUCACCAUUGGUGAUCUUGGUGUCAUUUGGAACGCUAGUCAUUUUUAGAAGAGAUUUGCACACGAUCACAUUCCUGUGCGGCACUCUACUCAGUGAGGCCAUAAACUUUGUACUUAAGCAUGUAAUUAAGGAAGCCAGGCCAUACAAAGCUCGUGAUAACUUCACCGAGUUCGGCAUGCCAUCCAGUCAUUCUCAGCUCAUGUGGUUUGUGGCAACAUAUCUGGCUUUCUUUGUUAUUGUUCGGUUGCACCAUGGCAAUAGCAGUUGUCCUUGGGAGAACCUUUGGAAGUGUACUGUGAUAAUCUGCUGGUUCCUGCUGGCAGGAACUGUUUCAUACAGCAGAGUGUACCUGGAAUACCACACAUGGGCACAGGUGUGCUGGGGAGCUUUGAUAGGCUCUGUGCUCGCCUGCCUCUGGUUCUGCAUAACCCAGUUCAUACUCACACCGCUCUACCCUCGAAUUGUUUCCUGGCACCUCAGUGAAUUGCUGAUGCUGAGAGACACCACUCUGAUUCCUAAUGUGAUGUGGUUCGAAUACACCUCCUACAGAGCAGAGUCGAGGACAAGGCAACGGAAGCUUGUAUCCAUGAAGUCUCAGUGACAUUGGGACACUCGCCUGCGCAGGCAUUCCUACACAUGUCAUCGGAAUGAAGGGAUGACAACACGACUAAGUCUUUUUCUGGGGGGACUGGGGCGGAUGCGAAAAGUGCAAUGAAGACGUCUGUCAACAGAGGCGAGCACAUCACUCCACAUUUCAGGUGUCAUGCUUGUGAAGGAAUUAUAAUAAAUGGGUGGAUGGGUGGCAGUUACAUGUCCACUUUGUAUCAAAUGUGCCAGUGUGCGUGCAAGAGUGCAGGCACGAUAGACAUUGUCUGCUCCCUCAACUUUUGCAUAUAUGGUUCUGCCCUGUCAUUAACCUUAUAUAUCUUCAGAACCAUUGGUCCAACAAUGAUCUCCACAUAUUUUGCGACUGGUUGUGGCAAAGGAAUAAAGCCAAGCCUUUUCAUCCAUCA
Molecule: messenger RNA, 1203 nt
Organism: Dermacentor silvarum
Lineage: Eukaryota; Metazoa; Arthropoda; Arachnida; Ixodida; Ixodidae
Product: dolichyldiphosphatase 1-like
Exons: 8
Coding region: 9-791 (260 amino acids)
Biological process (GO): lipid biosynthetic process; protein N-linked glycosylation
Cellular component (GO): endoplasmic reticulum membrane; intracellular membrane-bounded organelle
Molecular function (GO): dolichyldiphosphatase activity
Source: RefSeq, a predicted model, not a curated record